Messenger RNA from Balaenoptera acutorostrata (minke whale), 1092 nucleotides. Its product is annotated as cyclin-Y-like protein 1. The transcript is spliced from 10 exons. Lineage: Eukaryota; Metazoa; Chordata; Mammalia; Artiodactyla; Balaenopteridae. The record is from RefSeq and is a predicted model, not a curated record. Gene Ontology annotation, cellular component: plasma membrane. Gene Ontology annotation, biological process: regulation of cyclin-dependent protein serine/threonine kinase activity; regulation of canonical Wnt signaling pathway. Bases 1 to 1092 code for a protein of 363 amino acids. Gene Ontology annotation, molecular function: protein kinase binding; cyclin-dependent protein serine/threonine kinase activator activity.
AUGGGGAACUCGCUGUCUUGUUGCCUGUGCCGCAAUGCCAGCCCCAAGUUGGGCCGGCGCAGGGGGUCAGCGGAGCCGGACUGUGAGUCUGAGGUCUACAAGGCGGCGGCCGGGAACGCGGUGGCAGUAGCUCCGGCGGCGGCUACCGUGGAACCCGCCGAGUUGGAUUUCGCAGGUGGCGAAGGCCACCACCUGCAGCACAUCAGCGACCGGGAGAUGCCCGAAGACUUAGCUUUGGAACCAAACCCUUCUGACCACCCAAGAGCAAGCACAAUCUUCCUGAGCAAAUUUCAAACAGCUAUGCGGAAAGAGAGGAAGAGCGACCAUUUAAACCAUGUAUCUCCAGGGCAGCUUACUAAAAAGUAUAACUCAUGCUCAACAAUAUUUCUAUAUGACAGCACAGUCAGCCAGCCUAAUCUUAGAACCACAGUAAACCGUAUGACCUUAGCAAUAUAUUACCACAUAAAGAACAGAGAUGCAGAUAGAUCCUUGGAUAUUUUUGAUGAGAGAUUACAUCCACUCACACGAGAAAAGAUUCCAGAGGAAUACUUCGAGCAUGAUCCUGAACACAAAGUCAUUUACAGAUUUGUUCAUACUCUUUGUAGUGCCGCACAGCUAACUGCUGAAAGUGCAGUAGUAACUUUGGUUUACUUAGAAAGGCUUUUAACUUAUGCUGAGAUCGACAUUUGCCCCACUAACUGGAAAAGAAUUGUUUUGGGAGCCAUUCUUCUUGCCUCCAAGUUUUGGGACGAUCAGGCUGUAUGGAAUGUGGACUACUGCCAGAUCCUCAAGGACAUUACAGUUGAGGACAUGAAUGAGAUGGAAAGGCACGUCCUGGAGCUACUUCAAUUUAAUAUGAAUAUUCCUUUCAGUGUGUAUGCCAAAUACUACUUUGACCUUCACUCCUUAGCAGAUGACAACAACCUGAAUGUUGUAUUCCCUCCUCUUAGCAAAGAAAGAGCACAGAACUUAGAGGCCAUUUCCAGAUUGUGUGACGACGAAUACAAAGACGUGUGUAGAGCUGCUAUGAGAAGGUCUUUCAGCGCUGAUAGUUUCAUUGGUAUUCAGCGCUCCAAUGCCAUCCUCUCUUAA